This is a messenger RNA of Pectinophora gossypiella (pink bollworm), 6611 nucleotides long. It is a transcript of the gene AkhR, whose product is annotated as adipokinetic hormone/corazonin-related peptide receptor variant I. The record is from RefSeq and is a predicted model, not a curated record. The transcript is spliced from 8 exons. Lineage: Eukaryota; Metazoa; Arthropoda; Insecta; Lepidoptera; Gelechiidae. Gene Ontology annotation, biological process: G protein-coupled receptor signaling pathway. Gene Ontology annotation, cellular component: membrane. The coding region runs from base 272 to 1465 and encodes 397 amino acids. Gene Ontology annotation, molecular function: G protein-coupled receptor activity; peptide binding; adipokinetic hormone receptor activity.
CUGAGCGCGUACCGUUCAAACGCCUCACUGUACGCACUCUACGCCGUACGCGUACGCUUCGUACGCACUGUAUGCUCCGUACGUACUGUAUCUUCCGUACGAACUGUACGCACUGUUACUAAGUAGUGUUGAUAUUGUGCAAAGUGAAUAGAUAAUAAAUUCUGAAGUGUUUUUUGUGUGACAUUGUUAUGUGAUGCAAGUUUCGGAUGAGUCGAACUGAAAACUUUCGAUACACCGGUUCACGAUGAAACCUUAGUAAACACAAGCAAUUAUGGACAUCGAUGAAAAAGUCUCCGGCCCAGGCGGCGCGUCCCAGCGCAACUGGACCCACCUGAACGCCACAAACGAGCUGCCACUAGACAUGCGCUUCAACCAUGGCCACAUGGUGUCUAUAACUGUGUACAGUGUGCUAAUGGUGAUAUCUGCAACCGGAAACAUCACGGUGCUGUCACAGUUGGUGAAGAGACGACGGGCGAAGAGAGCCAGUCGGUUGGAUGUGCUGCUAAUGCAUUUGGCUGUUGCUGAUCUUAUGGUCACAUUCCUGAUGAUGCCACUGGAGAUCGCGUGGGCAGGCACCGUGCAGUGGCUGGCCGGGGACCUGAUGUGCCGCCUGAUGAUGUUCACGCGGACCUUCGGACUUUACCUCUCCAGCUUCGUGCUCAUAUGCAUCGCUAUUGACAGAUACUACGCGAUCCUGAAGCCCCUAAACGUGACGUGGGAGGCCCGAGUAAGGAGAGCCCUCACCGUGGCGUGGGUGUGCGCGGGGCUCGCUAGUCUACCUCAGAGUUUCAUCUUCCACCUAGGGGAGCACCCUGAAGUCAGAGGGUACUACCAGUGCGUGUCAUACGGGUCGCUGCCGACGGAGCGGCAUGAGUUCGCGUACUUCCUAGUGAACAUGACGCUGAUGUACGUCGCGCCACUCGUGUCCACCCUAUACUGCUCCUCUGCCUCACUGCUCGAGAUCAUACGCCGCGCUAACACCGCCAAUGACAAGAUGCGCCGUAGUGGUGUGGGCAUCCUGGGUAGAGCGCGGGCGCGGACCUUGAAGAUGACGGUCACCAUCGUGCUGGUGUUCUUCACCUGCUGGUCACCAUACUACUUCUACUGUCUUUGGUAUUGGAUAGAUAAGGACUCUCUGAAGAAACUGGACCCGGCCAUCCAGAAGGGCAUGUGGCUGUUCUCGUGCACCAACUCCUGCGCCAAUCCCAUCGUCUACGGCGUGUUCAACAGGAACCGCUGGACGUGGCAUCGUAGCGCCACGACCCGAUGUCGCGGCGGCAGCAUGCGGCGCGGCUCCCGUUUACCAUACGGAGAAUCCAUGGAAAUAUCAGCGGCAACCCUAGCGCGGGCGCGUAGCUCAGUGAUCAGCGAGCGACAAAGCCGCAGAGACUCUGCCUACGCCUCCAACGGCUCCCAGAAGCACUAUCACAACAACAACAACACCUUCUCAAAUGGCAUGGUGUAGCGGAGGGCACGUCGCCGGCGCCGGUGCAAGCACAAUUUCACUGAUCACGACGCUAUAUUCGAACACGAAAUCUUAUAGUAACGACAGUGACCUGUUUAAUCUUCAAAUUAGUGGAUCCUGUUAAAACGGGAUAGCGCUAUACGGAUAUACUAGUGAACCAGUGAAACGACUCUCAAGUGAAGUGACAAAUGACAAAAAUACGUUUUUAUAUUCAGGCAAGUUGUAAAUAUAACUUUACAGUGAGUUAUAAAAGCGAUGUUAUAUGUGAAUAUAGCUUUGUAGAUAUUAAGAGUCUAAUGCUUGUGUGAUUCGAAUUGUUGAGAGCAUAACUUUUUAAAUUAUCACUCCUCUUCACUUCUCGAACCUUACGCUUUAUGUCAACAAAGAGGAGAAUGUACAGCGCCCUACUGUAAGGCAGUACUUAGUGUCAGUAGGUAAAAUGAAGUUCGAAGUAAGAAUAAUUGACAGAAAGCAUAGUAAAUAGCGUCAUGCCUCAAUUUUUUACAACUCCAACCGCGAGCUCCAUUCCAUCUACGGACAACUGGACGUCGCGUCGGCGGGCAUAUCAUUCUUAUCUUCUUCCUUUCUGAUGCGAACAGCAAAGGACUGGAACUGUCUGCCGUCGUCUGUUUUUCCGACUCGUUAUAAUCUGGGAGUCUUCAAGGCUAGAGUGAAUAGGCAUUUGCUAUAUAAGCGUGAUCCACCCUAGACCACAUAGUCACUUACCAUCAGGUGAGAUUGUGGUCAAACGCGAGCCUAUUAUAUUAAAAAAAAAGCUAAACGACUUGCGGAAUAGAUUUGUGUGGAACCAACGCAAUCAAUCCGCUGUUGGCAACAAUUCAAGAAAAGUGUAGUAAUUGAUCUGUCCGCGUAGCCGCUGGUCGCAUGUCGUCCUGUAGACGUACUAUAAUAAGUAUGAUUAAAAUAUGUCAGAAUCUCUUAUAAACAUAUAAGGUACCUAAAUGUGCAAAGGAAGCUUUAAAAUAGUUUUGAGACAUAUCUGGGAUGUAUAGAGUAAGAAGUCAGUCAGUUCGUAAAGUUUGUGCCAUGCCUUUUUCUAGAUUAGCGUCAAAAUGGCGGAACCACAAUUUAACGUGUACGGUCACGAGCAUUAAUAGUAUACACUUUGGUACCAUGUCACAUUAACUUUCUUGACGAAUUCAACUAUAAGUCUCACUAAAUGUCAAAUAUGUUAGUGCGACAGAGUCCUAAAGUGGGUACAUUAUAUUGCUCAUGACUGUAUAUCUUUUAAAUAAGAAAGGUACUUACUAGAUUUUUUCGUUUUUGGGUACCGAAUAGUACUUAAAGAGUACUAAAUCUAACAAUAUCGAAUUUUAACAUUAAACUAUUGGUCCCGCCAUUUUGACGCUAAAUUUUCUAGACUAAUGCCGUUUGCAGACCUAGACCUAAGCUAAGUUACCUUAAGCUUAAUAUUAAACCAUUUAUUUCAGGCUACGAAAGCCACAAUACAAUACAAUCAAUAUCAAUAACGGCCUCCGUGGCCCAGUGGUUUGAGCGUUGGGCUCACGAUCCGGAGGUUCCGGGUUCAAAUCCCGGUGGAGACACAUCACGAAAAUAACUUUGUGAUCGCUAGUUUGGUUGUAGGACAUUACAGGCUGAUCACCUGAUCGUCCGAAAGUAAGAUGAUCCGUGCUUCGGAAGGCACGUUAAGCCGUUAGUCCCGGUUACUACUUACUGAUGUAAGUUAGUACUUAGUCGUUACAUGACCCAUUUCAGGGGCCUUCGGCAGGUCAGUAGUAACCCUGACACCACCUCACAACCCACACGAUAGAAGAAGAAUCUUACCUUAGCCCUUGGUCUGCCACCGGCUUAAUAGAUGUUGAAUGUUAAACUGCGACAUUCCUAUAAUGUGACAUUAGCAUAAGAUUGUGAUGGCUGGGAAUUAUUCUAGGGAAACUAGGGGCCGGGUUUCCACUGACGCGGAGAUGGGCGGAGAAGAGCGGAGAUUUGACCAAUCACAGCGUUCGAGAGAGCGAAAAACGAAGACGCUCUGUUACUCUCUCCCUCACGGUGAUUGGUCCAUUCCUGCACAUCUCCACUCAUCUCCGCACAGCUCCGCGUCAAUGGAAACGCAGCCUUAGGCAAGUUGCAAACGAUUACGAUAACCGACAGUUUUUUCUCGACGUGACUUAUCGUACAUUUACGCAUGUCGGAAGUAAAUGACAGUGUAAUCGAUUAAAAUGUAUAUAAAAUAAAAUUAAAAAUUACUGUUUUUUAAUCGUUAGCAACUUGCCUAAGUUUGGAGACUUUUGUUCAUAUGUUCGCGUAGUUAAUACGGGUCCAGUACAGGGUUUUAGUGACAUCAUAAGGAAUACUUUGAGGGAUGAUUCAGACCAUGAUUCUGAGUUGAUAUUAAGUAGAAUUUUCCGUCGCAAAAGUAUGGAUCUGAAAAUAAUUUAAAAAAACACAAAUAUAGUCAUGACUUUUCCGAAAGGAAAUUCCACUGGAUAUUAACUCAGAAUCAUGGUCUGAAUUAUCCCCCAGUAUUCGGUUCGACGUCACUGACACCAUGUAUACAAUCCCGCGCAUGCGCACCGUCCGCAAGUUUUGGGGUUUGGAAGUGUUUUUAACGUUUGCAGCUAUAUGGUACAAAAUUAUAUCCAAAAAGACUAAAACCUUAUCGUAAUUACUACGAAGCUACUACUACUAAAAAUACUAUUAGGGCUUCGUAUCAGAAGUAGCUGCAAAGAAUCUUCUGAUUAUUUGUAGCUCUACCCACCCCAUUAGGGAUUGUGGACGCGAUUUAUGGCGUAUUAAAGAACCUAGACUAAUUCCUAGCCUCAUGUAGUUAAAUAAUUUUAAACUAGAAUACUCAUUAUUUUUCCAUUUUGUGAAAAUCGUCAUUCCAAAGUUAUUACGAAUAUUUAUACCUAUAUAUUUUAUUGUAAAUAAGACUGACAGACGAAUGUCCGCAUAUUAGGUAUUUUGAUACCAAUCACUCUUGUAGCCGUAGUAUGCCAUCCGCGUAACGAACGCGAAUCAAUUUUUUUUUUUGCCGUGACUUAUUGUAGAUUUGCCGCAGAUGGCAUUAACUACUUGGCCGGACAAAUGGGGAGCGCUGAAGGCUCUCACCCGGUACAACGUUUCAGACAACAGGCCUGAGGGUGCCCAGUUGGGCGCGAACCUCGGCUCAGGGCGUCGUCUGAGAGGAAAAAUAUUUGAAAGAAUUAAUCAAUUAAUCAGAGCGAAUCAAUAAAUGAACUAAUAAAAUUUGUUAGAAAACAACCUAGUCAAAUGAAGUAAAUACUUUUUUACGAAAUACUGUCUUUGUGUAUGAGUAUACAAAAUGACGUCAUCAAUAAACGAUGUCGACACGUCAUACUCAUUGUUAUUUAAUAGUUCCUUAAAAGAAGAUUUAUUUUUGAACGUAUUAGCCUGGCUUCUAUAACUUAUCUUUGACCCAGAAGGCUCAUUUAUUAAGUUGCGUGCAUUUCGUGGCCAGCAUGCCACGGCUACUGUUGUUUAUUUGCAAGAGGUUGUUUUUUGUUACUUAUCAAUUCAUCGCUGACGUCGCUAACUGACGUAUCAGAUUUUUGGCGAAUCUGAUUUGCACCUUCUGCACCUGUCAAUGAGACACAAAUUAUUUUUUCCAAAAAAUGCAAGUACUUACGUCAUUUUGCAAAGUCAGCAACGAAUUUAUGAAUUUCUUUAUACAUAAUUAUUGAGUCGUAUAAGUUGGUUUAUUUUAAUUUAAUUAGUUUAAAAUCGCGUGUCCAUUAUGGGUUACCUCUUUUGUAUUUUAGCUAAUCUUUAUUUGUGUUAAGAAUGGCCCCGAUUCCUGCAGACACCUGCUAAUUUUACAUUGUUAUAUCUGUCAUUUUCUUAUCCGCCGCAAAGCAAAGGGAUGGGUCAUUGACAGCUCCCAAUUUUAGGAAGAAUGAGUAAAUGAAUGAACAACCCGGGCGAAUCAAAAAGGUAUCUCGCUGGUAUGCAAACUGUUUGACGUGUGCUGUCAACAUAAUUCUGUCGGUUUGGCCAAUGUAAAAUUUUUAGACGGUUGUUUUAGAUUGGUGCUUAAAAUUGACGUGUGUUCCAUAAAUUUUAUGCUUGUCGAUUAGUCCCUUUCGUUUUCGGCGGAUAAGAAAAUGACAGAUAUAACUUAAAAUAAAAUUAGAUGGUGUUUAAAGGAAUUAACACUAAUAAAACGGUAAAUCUCCGCCCCGCACCCAUUCGUAUCAAGUGCCAACCUCACCCCCUCUGGGUGUUACUUUAAUCUUAAAUGGCUGUAAGCCUCUAAGGAGUAACAGGGAGCGCUGUGGUAUUUGUCUCAGUCGCACUUACGUGGUAAGAAUUAGAUUUUUGUUUGGAGUGUCCGGGGUGUGACAAUACAUAGGUACGGUCACGAGCAUUAAUAUGUAUACACUUUGGUACCAUGCCACAUUAACUUUUUUGACAAAUUGAACUGUAAGUCUCACUAAAAAUCAAAUAUGUUAGUGCGACAGAUUCCUAAAGUGGGUACAUUAUAUUGCUCAUGACUGUACAGGUACGUAAUACAAAUGAAUAACUUUCCAGGCUACGUUACCAAAAAUAAUGUAGAUGACGCUGUCGAGAUUUAACGUGAUAAUUACCUAUUUUCUCAUUACUCGGGCUACAUAAUUAUUCAAAAAUAUAAUGUAAAGGCAGAGGCAUAUAUAUAAAAAAAAAGUUGCUUAACAUCUGGAUCAGAUACGUGUAGAAUUAUGUACAGAAUAGUAAUGGGUGGAAGGUUUAAUCGUGCCUGGGUGUAAUAAAAAGGGUCAUCAUUCGUACCCAAAAACAAAGAUAAAAGAUGCAUGUCUGUUAUCCAUGAAAUUAGAAUGUUAAACGAAGAAAACUCUUUGCAGCGCCAUCUCUAUUGUUACGUAAAUUUUAAUUAUGAAGAAACUGUUAAAUUAUCUUUUAUGGUUGUCAAAACAUCUACAGAAUAUGAAAAUAUGCAUCAAUAAAAAGCUCGAAGUCGAGUUAAGUCAAAGGGUGGCCAUUUUUAAUUUACAAUCGACAGGUUCCCGAUGACACGCGGUUUUAUAUAGCAUACCUUGGCUGUGAGGCGAUAAGCUCAGUGAAUGCAAAGAAAAAUACUUUUAUACCAAAUUUUACUAUUAAUUUGUGAGUUUAAUUAUGUUUUUCAAUAAAAGAAUCAAAUAAU